Molecule: messenger RNA, 882 nt
Organism: Sungouiella intermedia
Lineage: Eukaryota; Fungi; Ascomycota; Pichiomycetes; Serinales; Metschnikowiaceae
Source: the annotation of a GenBank genome assembly
AUGGUAUCAUUCGGUCUUGCAGCUUUUGUAGCAAUUGUGUCUGUGGCUAGUGCUUAUCCGACCAGAGGCGGAGGCGAGUGCAACGGAUUAGCAGAGGUGUAUUAUCCUGUCCAGACAUGUCUUGGAGUCGAUGAGUACAAGUAUUUUUCUUGUAAUGCUCCAGGAAUUGUCUCAAACAGCUCAUGCUGUUACGAAAAUUACGGAAUUAUCAUGCAAACUCAAUUCUGGGACUUCAAUCCUGACUACCUCAAGGGAAUUCUGAAGAGAACACCCGAACGCUCAUAUUCCAGUGACGUCAACCAGACAUUCACCAUUCACGGGCUUUGGAAUGACCGCUGUGACGGUUCUUAUGACCAGUUCUGUAAACCAGAAUUGGAGUUUACCGAUUCUGACAAUCUUGAAAAUGUAAUUGUCAAUCAAUUUGGAAGACAAGACUUGUAUGAUUUGAUGAUCAAGUACUGGAUCAAUGGGACCGUUGCUGGGUCUCAAUCACUUUGGCAACACGAGUACAAUAAGCAUGGAACAUGUUUCAAUACUUUGCAGCCAAACUGUUUCCUUGGACCCUAUACAAAAUUUGAGAAUGCCGUAGCAUAUUACCAGAAAGCUGUUGAGGUGUGGAGCGGAUUGCCCACCUACAAGUUCUUGGAACAAGCAGACAUUGUUCCAACCACCGAAAAGAAGUACAACUUAAGCGAUGUUCAAAAUGCUUUGGCUUAUGGACAUCAUGGGAAACAAGUGUAUGUUGGAUGUUCGCAGGGUGCCAUUUCAGAGAUUUGGUACUAUCACGAAGUCCGAGGAAAUGUAUUGAAUGGCCAAUAUAAGGCUACCGAUACCUUGACGAAGUCUUCGUGUCCUGGGGAGGUUUGGUAUCUUCCAAAGUAA